Callorhinchus milii (elephant shark) is the source of this 571-nucleotide messenger RNA. Its product is annotated as NADH dehydrogenase [ubiquinone] 1 beta subcomplex subunit 1. Bases 112 to 288 code for a protein of 58 amino acids. The transcript has 3 exons. NCBI's taxonomy places the organism in Eukaryota, Metazoa, Chordata, Chondrichthyes, Chimaeriformes, Callorhinchidae. The record is from RefSeq and is a predicted model, not a curated record. Gene Ontology annotation, cellular component: mitochondrion.
GCGCAAGAGGCCGUGAAUGGGCUGCGCCGGCGUCCGUCCCCCCCCUCACUCCCCCUCACCUCACCUCACGCCUCGAAGAGGAGCGGCGACGACGGAGUGAGAGAGAGUGACAUGGUGAACCUGGUUAGCUUUGCACGGGAACACUGGGUCAAUAUCCUUGUUCCCCUGGGUUUUCUACUUGGUUGCUAUUUUGACAGAAGGAAUGAUGCAAAAUUUACUGACUUCAGAAAUAAAAGCUUGUUGUACAGACGAGAAUUGAGACCAGAUGAAGAAACUACAUGGAAGUAAAAUGACAAAUCCACUGGAAAUGAAGCUUGCUUACAUUAAAAGAAAUCAGGCUCUAAGUUAGUUCUUGGCCUUGUCAAAUUUCCAGCUAGCUACCAUAUUUAAUGAGUUUCUUUGAAUACUGGUUUUCUUUCUAACAUGGGAUUUGGCAUCAAAACAUCACACAACAUUUAUUAAGUACAAAAUUAAAAUGUAUCUAUUCAUUAUUACAGCAUUUACUGUUUAAGAAACUGAUGUACAGAAGUAUUAUGUCAGACCUAAUAAACGCAUUAGUAAUUUGUUUGAA